UCUACGUUCGGAUUGUACUUGCGUUAGUGACGCUUUUCUUAUAUUCAGUACAAUUGAAUAAAAAUCGGUUUUAUCCUGGUAGAAUAAGAAUUUUACAGCAUUUUACAUUCAACAUGUCCCUGAAAACUUACGGCGACAAGCCGGUAAGCUUCCAAAUCGAAGAAAAUGGUGAAUAUUUUUGCAUCGGCUCGGAGGUGGGAAACUAUCUCCGACUUUUCCGUGGGUUGCUAUACAAGAAGUAUCCGGGGAUGCUCCGGCGCACGUUAAGCCCCGAGGAACGAAAGAAGCUACUCGAUUCCGGAAUUAGCAACCAGUUCCUUGCCAGUUCAGUUUCACUGUUGAGAGCAAACGAAGUGCAAGAAAUUCUCGAUGGAAAUGAUGAAAAGUAUAAGGCUGUAUCGAUUACCACUACUGAGUUACCAGCACCUAGAGAAAGCAAAUCAAGCAAGAAGCAACCGCCAUGGGUCCCGACCAUGCCCAAUUCCAGCCAUUUGGAUGCGGUUCCGCAGGCGACUCCGAUCAACCGGAACAGAGUUCAUAACAAAAAAAUUCGCACUUUUCCCAUGUGUUUUGACGAUACGGAUCCAACGAUGAACAUCGAGAAUGCUGCUCAAACGGAAAUGCUGGUCCCGGUCCGAUUGGACAUGGAGAUUGAAGGUCAAAAACUACGUGAUACGUUCACCUGGAACCGGAACGAAUCGAUGAUCACUCCAGAACAAUUUGCAGAGGUUUUGUGUGAUGACUUGGACUUAAACACGACACCCUUCGUCCCGGCAAUUGCCGCUGCCAUAAGACAGCAAAUCGAAGCAUACCCGAGCGAACCGGUAGUGCUGGAGGAGGGUUCCGACCAACGUGUGCUAGUGAAGCUAAACAUUCACGUCGGAAAUACGUCGCUGGUCGAUCAGGUCGAGUGGGACAUGGCAGAGAAGGAAAACAAUCCGGAAGACUUUGCAGUUAAGCUGUGUGCAGAGCUGGGUCUGGGUGGAGAAUUUGUGACGGCAAUUUCCUACUCCAUUCGAGGUCAGUUGUCGUGGCAUCAGCGCACUUACGCGUACAGCGAGGCCCCUCUGGCUACGGUCGAAGUUCCCUUCAGAGCACCUAGUGACGCAGACCAGUGGGCACCUUUUCUGGAGACACUGACCGAUGCGGAGAUGGAGAAGAAGAUUCGCGACCAGGAUCGUAAUACACGGCGAAUGCGUCGAUUGGCCAACACCUACACAUAAGCUGACUCAUGACUCAUGAUGACAUCUUUUUCAUAGCAUAUAGAAAUAAGAAAUAACAUUUUUGUCGAGUUCUUGAAAAAAUAAACUAUGUCUAUCA
Molecule: messenger RNA, 1320 nt
Organism: Topomyia yanbarensis
Lineage: Eukaryota; Metazoa; Arthropoda; Insecta; Diptera; Culicidae
Gene: Snr1
Product: SWI/SNF-related matrix-associated actin-dependent regulator of chromatin subfamily B member 1
Exons: 2
Coding region: 114-1223 (369 amino acids)
Biological process (GO): regulation of transcription by RNA polymerase II; chromatin remodeling
Cellular component (GO): nuclear chromosome; nucleus
Molecular function (GO): transcription coregulator activity
Source: RefSeq, a predicted model, not a curated record